AUGUCAAAUUUGUAAUUAUAAACUGAAGAAAAUUGUGAUAUAAGUUUAUCAUAAAUUGAAAAUAUGUUAGACUAAAGUGAAAUUGAGCCUUAGACUAAAUGUAAAAACAUUGAAACUAAAUAUUGUAACUACUUUAAUUUAUUCUAGGCAUCAAUAGUACUGUGAUAAGCAUAAGCAAUUAAAUUAAAUUAUUAGGUGAUGAUUUUAGUGAAUUCAAUAUACCAAGUCAUUAUCUACCUCCAAAUAUUCAAGUAGGAAAUGUAUUUUAACUAACUUUUCAAAGAAAUAGAUCAGAAGAAAACAAAUUAAAAAAUUAGAUUGAAUAAAUCUAAAAGAGUGCUCUUAAUGAUUAAUGAU
Molecule: messenger RNA, 357 nt
Organism: Paramecium pentaurelia
Lineage: Eukaryota; Ciliophora; Oligohymenophorea; Peniculida; Parameciidae
Source: the annotation of a GenBank genome assembly